Sabethes cyaneus is the source of this 780-nucleotide messenger RNA. RefSeq names its product translocator protein. Gene Ontology annotation, cellular component: mitochondrial outer membrane. The transcript has 2 exons. The coding region runs from base 98 to 634 and encodes 178 amino acids. The record is from RefSeq and is a predicted model, not a curated record. Lineage: Eukaryota; Metazoa; Arthropoda; Insecta; Diptera; Culicidae.
CAACGCUACUAGCAUUUUGCGAGCAAGAGCUUGUCUGUCAUAUAUAAUUGCCUUUGCCGGUAUUGUUGAGUCAUUGUCGAUCGUAGCUGGUCCCAAUAUGGUUCAAAACAGCGAUUUUAUCAAAAUAGCAGGGGCAAUUGCUUUGCCUCAGCUUGGAGGAUGGGUCAACGGCUAUCUAACACGACAGGAAAUUAAAGGUUGGUACCAGAAUCUGAACUUUCCGUCCUAUCGUCCUCCGAACUGGAUUUUUGGACCGGUAUGGACUUCGCUGUAUGCUGGCAUGGGAUACGCUUCGUAUCUGGUAUGGAGAGAUGGCGGUGGCUUCAGUGGCAUUGCACAGGGUCCACUGGUUCUGUACGGAACUCAGCUUGCCUUAAAUUGGGCAUGGACUCCAAUAUUUUUCAAACGACAUGAAUUGAAAUGGAGCUAUGUGGAGCUAGGUGCCUUGACUGCCGCUGUAGCGGCAACAGGAUUUGCAUUUUUUAAUGUAAACAAAGUUGCUGGAUAUUUAUUUGUCCCAUACUUUGCUUGGUGUUCAUUUGCAACGUUGCUUAACUACAAGAUUUUCAAGCUUAAUCCAGAGUCUAAUGCUACAAUUAAGGAGGUGAAAGAGAAUAAGGAAAAGAAGAAAUAAUUUUAAAACCAGUUUGAGACCUUCGACUUUCAAUAUAAAAAAUGAAUUGUAUUUUUGUUUGAUAACUUUAUCGAAGCAAUGUUGUAGUUAGUAAAUGGUUAAGUUUGAUGGUAUUAAAUAAAAACCUCCAAAAAUGUGCAAAAGCU